AUGGCCGCUAGAGCCACCGACUAUGACUCCUGGUCGUUACAAGAGCUUAGGGAUGAAGCUACGAGAAGAAGUAUUUAUUUCCCACGUAAGGACGGGGUUAAGACCUUGGCAAGCAGACUAAGAGCGUUUGAUCGGUUAGGCCAAAGUUCGGGGGAUGAGGGGGAAAACGAGAAUCUUGUGGAGUCUGCUCAGGACACUAGUCUCAGUUUUGAUCAAAGAUUACAGCUACAGGAUCGUGAAAUGCAGAUGCUAGAAUUACGAAGGAAAAUUAGUUAGGAGCAAAGGGAAAUUAGGGAGCUAGAGAGAGAGGUAAAGGCGCCAGACAGAAAAAGAGGCCGAGAAAGAAAGAAGAGAGUAUGAAAGGCAAACGUCCCAGGAAGAAGAAGAACCUUUGAUUCGAGAAGAGGAGAGACUUAGAAAACUCAGAGCUGAGAAAGAACAAUUUGCUGCAAGAGAGUCGGAAAGAUGGCAGGUGAGUAACAAUGAGACUAAAGGGCCCAAAUUUAUGAAAAUCAGAGAAAUGAGGGAAAGUGAGGAUAUGGAUGAUUAUUUCAGGAUUUUGGAAAUGACUGCAAGGGCACAAUCUCUACCAAGCUAACUGAAAAGGUUAAGUCAAUCUACUUAGAAAUUCCUGACCCUGCCUGCGAAGGUUAUUUCGAAAGUAAGGCUAUUAUCAUUAAAGCUUACCAGUUGACUGCUGAUCAUUAUAGAUAUAGGUUUCGGACUUCGGAGAAAAAACCUGAUGAGGAUUUUGUUCAGUGGGAAAACAGGACCCGUAGGUACCUUAAUCGUUGA
Molecule: messenger RNA, 795 nt
Organism: Porites evermanni
Lineage: Eukaryota; Metazoa; Cnidaria; Anthozoa; Scleractinia; Poritidae
Source: the annotation of a GenBank genome assembly